AUGGAUUUGGCGGAGAAGCGUCGACAGUUGGAUGAAAUUCGCGCGGCGCGGGAGGCAAAGCAGCGUUCUGUUCAGCAGCAGCUCCAGCAGCAACAGAAGAAGGGCAGCCAACAUCAUGUGUCUUCCUCAUCCCUUGCGCGCAGCGGCACUCCGCAAUCGUCGAUGGCGUCGUCCGUGGGCGGGGAUCCUUUGAAUCGUGUGGCCUCGACGUUGUCGGCGGUGAGUUUGCGGGACGAGCAGCAGACGGGGGAUCCAAGGACGACGUCGGCCGCAGCGUCAAGACGACCACCGGUUACACUGUCUACAAGGAUUUCUUCUGGUGAUUUGCGUUCCAAAGUCAACCGUCGUGGCACGGGGAGUGGCACUACCGAGGCGGUGGGAGGGGAAGGCAGUGCGUGGAAGGUGGAGGUGGGCGUUGGGGCUUUUGCGCUGAAGCCAACUGUAGAGGAGGGGGAAAAUGACCAUAGCGUUCAAGAUGGCACGAUGACUGCCUCCGUUGUGGGUGUUUUGUCGGCCGUUGAGGUGGAGGAUGCAGGUGCGUGCGCCACAGAACGAACUCAGGAUUGUGAGGCGAGCGGACAGCAACGUGUUGUGCCCCCGCCUGACGUCGCAAUGCUGCUGGCACAUUCGUUGCGUGCAGAGUCGUUUUGCAACUGCAAGGACCGCUGUGUGUUGGAUGUUGUCAUGCUGGACCCCAAGAUUUCUGGUGGAAACACAGGUGUGAGUGACGAUUACAGCGGCUUUCUUGUUGCUUUUGCCCUUUCAGAGCCGCAUCAAGCGGAUGAACAGAGCGACAGUGCCCCCAAAUUGCACUCUGGGCGUGGGAUUGACGCACAGUCACUGUUACCACUACCGUUGUCCACCUCCACAGCAACGACCGCAGCAGCCGUGGCGGAGGUUGUCGGUGAGCUUCGUGGUCUUGUGCUUCUUUGGUGCAUCUCUCGCGGUAAAACUGGUGAUGCUAGUUACAGUGUUAUACCCCUGUGUUUUGACAGUGAAAUACGCGUUUUGAGUUACACACGACAUCGACAACAUUUAUUGUUUGGUGGCGCUGCGAACGGCUGUGUGGUUGGGUGGAGGAUUGAUCAUGCUUUGCAGGGACACUCUUGUGCUGUGAUUGCGAAUGGUUUGGAGCGUUUCUCGGUAGCUCCGUCUUUAAUGCCGUUGCCUGCUGGGAGUAUUACCGCUGUGGCACCGAGCGAACGGUCAUUUCCAUCACCACAUACGCAUCAGUCUCGUGUGAUUGGCAUGGCAGUUCACGGUGAUGUCAACUAUCACCAUCUUUACACUAUCAGUCAAGAUGGACGUGUUUGCAUGUGGGCGCCGCUACAGUUGGGGCUGCCUACGUCGAGUCGUGACGGGAUGGUGUUAGGACAGCCAAUUGGAUGCAUCGGGUCUUGCGCUGCAUUCGUUGAUAAGGCGGCCGAUGCGAUGAGCAAAGUUGUUGUUGGCUGCCUUGACGGUCGCGUACUGGAGGGGCGUACGAAAAGUUCGAGUCUCGUGGAGAUGUCUCCAAUCAAUGUCAUGCCGGCCUUCAGUAUCACAAACGACGUGUUGCCGCGUUCCAAUUCGACGCCAAGAACAUCCGUUGAUGGCCCCGCGCAUCACGCCACUGUUGUCGCGGUGGCACCUCACCCGCUCCAUGCCGACCCCCGCAUUAGCGAUACCGUGUUGACCGCUGCUGCUGACGGGAGUUGUAGUCUCUGGUUGGGCUCCCGGCGUAUCGCCAUUGAUGGAUUCACCUCGCAGGUGAACUGCUUGCGAUGGUCUCCGACCCACCCGGCGGUGUUUGUUGCGGGGGAAAGCAACGGCCGCGUCGCUGCGUGGGAUUUAUCGCGGAACUCGUUUUCCCCAGUGGCAGUGGUGUAUUUGCGAUCCGUCCCAUCUGCAGCGGGGUGGGCGAGCACGCCUUCCGCGACAAGCGCGGUGAAUGCAGGCUCGUAUCGCAGCGCAGCCGUCACCAACCUUGCGUUUUCGGACGACGGUGCGUGGCUUUCGUGCGGCACCGCCACUGGCGAGAUCCAUCUGCUGCACCUGCGAUCGGAUCUUACGGUAGAGAAUGCGGCGACGACGGCAGCCAAAGAAGUAAAGGCGGGCCCGCUAUCUUGCGCGCGCAACGAGGAGGUAGCAUUCAAGGAUGGCUGUGAUGACGCGACCGUGACUGCAGCAGCAGUCGGGCGUCAUGCCACUUCCUCUUGGAUUGACGCGCGGUUUGGCUUUUAG
Messenger RNA from Trypanosoma cruzi, 2223 nucleotides. RefSeq lists its product as uncharacterized. Gene Ontology annotation, biological process: intraciliary transport. Gene Ontology annotation, molecular function: dynein light chain binding; dynein heavy chain binding. The record is from RefSeq and is a predicted model, not a curated record. Bases 1 to 2223 code for a protein of 740 amino acids. NCBI's taxonomy places the organism in Eukaryota, Euglenozoa, Kinetoplastea, Trypanosomatida, Trypanosomatidae. The transcript has a single exon. Gene Ontology annotation, cellular component: cytoplasmic dynein complex; ciliary plasm.